GUCAGUCAAAACAUUAAGAGAAGAAGAACCCAGCGCAGUUAGUUUGCUAGCUAACGUUGAUACAGCUUGGCUUACAUUGUGUACUGUAAACCCUGGUCAAGGAGAAACGUUGUGCCCUAUAUUGCGUUGUGCUCUAUACUGACCGCCACACAAAUCGCUUGACGUUAUUUUUUCGUGUUCGGUUUGUAUGGCCAAUUUGGCAACGUUAGUACCAGUAGUUAGUUGAUACACAGUAACUCGCUAACUGUCAUGCAGCUAGGUACCUACUGUUAUGUCUGUAAUGUCACUGUUGUAACUAACUAGUUAGCUAAAUUUAACUGGUUGAAGUUGCCAGGGCGCCUUGGAAUCAUGACGCUUCCAGCUUUGCAGAACACGAGUGUGUUUUACCGAAGAAUACUGUCGCUGUUUCCUCAAGACAUCAGUCUGGCAUUUGCCUAUGGAUCUGGAGUUUUCAAACAAAACGGAACUAGUCAAAGUCAAAUGGCGAAAAACAUGCUGGACUUUGUGUUAGUGGUGGACGACCCAGUAACAUGGCAUACUAUGAACCUGAUGCAGAACAGAAAACAUUACUCUUUGUUGAAGUUCCUGGGGCCGAGGAAGAUCAGCCGGAUACAGGAACAUGGGGCUGGAGUUUACUACAACACGUUAGUGCCCGUGGAUGGAAAGAUCAUUAAAUAUGGUGUGAUUAGUACUGAUUCUCUCACUGACGAUCUGUUACACUGGAAGACCAUGUAUGUGGCUGGGAGACUGCACAAACCGGUUAAGAUCUUGGCUCAGGGUGAGAACGGGAAACUGCGUGCUGCGUUGGUGGGCAACCUGAAGAGCGCUGUGACCGCCUCCUUCCUCAUGCUACCAGAGAGCUUCUCUGAGGAGGACCUCUUCCUGCAGAUAGCCGGCCUCUCCUAUGCUGGGGAUUUCAGGAUGGUGAUUGGAGAAGACAGGUCCAAGGUAGCUAACAUCGUCAAAGACAACUUGCAACAUUUCCGCAUCCUGUACAACAAUAUCCUACAGGAGUGCCCUCAGGUGGUGUACAAGCCUCAACACGGGAAGUUGGAGGUAGAUAAAAGUCCAGAGGGUCUGUUUGUCCAGCUGAUGGCCCUCCCCAGGACACUGCAGCAGAGGAUAACAUGGCUUGUGGACCCCCCUGGGAAGAACCGGGACGUGGAGGAGAUCUUAUUGCAGGUGGCCCAGGACCCUGACUGUGGAUUUGUGGUUCAACAAGGGAUAUCUUCUAUAGUGAAGACUUCAAGCAUAACUCAGACCGCCAAAGGAAUCGCCACUGCUGGAGUGUGGAAGUCUGUGACUUAUAGCGCUAAGAAGCUGCAGAAGAUGUGGAAGGGCUGGAGAAGGAAGAGGCCUUGAUUUUCUCAGUCUGUCUUCUGAUUGGAUGAACUGCCUGUUGAAAUGUCUCUACCAACCAAUUGGCACACACCACCCUCUGAGCAAUGCUUUGAGGGGAGUAAUACCAGAACAAUUGACAUUUGAAAGCAGCUGGUCUUCCUACUGCCUCUAUUUUGUUUUCAUGCAAUGUUAUUUUUGGUUUAUUUACUCGUUGGAUUGGUGCAGUUCGUUGACACCCAGCCAGUCGUGGUCGUUGUGGUCAUUGACACCCCAGGUACCUGCAGAUCUUCGACAUUGUUUGUUGUCUAAGCACCGUCCCCUCAGUAUCACAGCUGGUCUGAGUCUGCCAGUGAAACAUCUGUCAACUGGCGUAAGUAAGCCAUUUCUAGGAUGGCACUGUUGUAAAAAGGAAAACGGGGAAAGAUGAGUAUGUCACUGGCAUUUGGUACAGGGAACUUCUACGGAAUCGUGGUGGUGUUUGAGUCAUCACUGAUCUGUUUGAACGGGGUCUUCAGUUGUCUCUCUGUUCACACGCCCUCGCUGCACUUAAUACAGGUGUUCUAACAUGA
Esox lucius (northern pike) is the source of this 1910-nucleotide messenger RNA. It is a transcript of the gene tamm41, whose product is annotated as TAM41 mitochondrial translocator assembly and maintenance homolog. The transcript is spliced from 8 exons. Gene Ontology annotation, biological process: cardiolipin biosynthetic process; CDP-diacylglycerol biosynthetic process. Gene Ontology annotation, cellular component: mitochondrion. Gene Ontology annotation, molecular function: phosphatidate cytidylyltransferase activity. Lineage: Eukaryota; Metazoa; Chordata; Actinopteri; Esociformes; Esocidae. The record is from RefSeq and is a predicted model, not a curated record. Bases 349 to 1362 code for a protein of 337 amino acids.